Messenger RNA from Stylophora pistillata, 2573 nucleotides. RefSeq names its product 46 kDa FK506-binding nuclear protein. The record is from RefSeq and is a predicted model, not a curated record. NCBI's taxonomy places the organism in Eukaryota, Metazoa, Cnidaria, Anthozoa, Scleractinia, Pocilloporidae. Gene Ontology annotation, molecular function: peptidyl-prolyl cis-trans isomerase activity. Gene Ontology annotation, cellular component: nucleolus; chromatin.
AGAACUUUUUUUGGUUUCCCUGGCCCUGUCUUGUAGUUCACGAUGUUUUGGGGGGUCACUCUUGAUUCUGGAAACCGCUACACCCAGACAGUGGAAAAGUCAUUUCAUUUAUCAAUGGCUGCUCUGGGCUUUCAGAACUUUUCGUCAGUACCAGUCACAGUAAUGGUUGAGGUAGAUAAAGCUCAGUUUGUACUGUGCACAUUUUUUUUUGGAAAAAUUCCACAACAGCCUUUAGACUAUUGUUUUACAGAAGGAGAAGAGAUAACUUUCUUUACAGAAGGCCCUGGGGAUGUACAUCUAACAGGUUAUUUAAUGGAAGAACCAAGUACUUUGGAAUUUGAAGAGUCUGCAGAGGAAGGAAGCAAUUCUGAUUCGGCAGAGGAGGACGAUGAAUCAUCCAGUGAGGAAGUGACUCUUGGAGACUUAUUUCAAAGUGGAGAUUUGAUUGGUGAUGGCAGUGAUGAUGAGGAUGAAGAGAGCGGAGAUGUGGACUGGGACCCGUUGAAGGAUAAUCCAAAGAAAAAAAAAACAAGCAAGAAAAAGAAGAAGAAAAAACAGGCUGAGAAUUUUUUUUUAAACAAUAUUAUAUCUCUAAUGGAUGUUGAACAAGCUGAAGUAACUAUGUCAAAUGAUGGUACGAGUGGUGAAAAUGAAGAUAGUACUGGAGGGCAGAAUAGCACUCAAUCUGAAAAUGAACUCAGAAAGAAAGAUGGAAACAAGAAAAAGAGGAAAACGAGUGAAACAGAAAAUCAAACAAUUGAAAAUGGAUUUAAAUCAGCUAAAAAACUCAAGAAAAAAGCCAAGAAAACUCAAUUAAAUUCACCAAACAGUGAUGGCAAGAUAGAAAAGACAAAAACUCAGGAUUUUUUUAGUGGGCAAACUUCAUUAGAUACUAGCUCACCUACAAAAAACAUUGACACUCAAGUUAAACAAGAAACACAAAUGAAUAAAGAAAAGGUGACACAACCGAGUUCUGGUAAACAGAAUGAUCAAGCACAAGCCACACCGCAGGCAAAGAGGAAAAUUUUUUUAGGAGGAACUGUGUUUGAGGACAUUACAAAAGGAACAGGACCAGUGGCCAAAAAAGGACAGAUGGUUCAUGUAUAUUAUAAAGGAAAUUUAGCAAAGAAUAAAAAGCAGUUUGAUGCUUGUCUGAGUGGACGUCCAUUCUCAUUCAGAGUUGGUGCAGGAGAGGUCAUACAAGGCUGGGAUCUGGGUGUCACUGGAAUGCAAGUAGGUGGAAAAAGAAGAUUAAUAGUGCCUCCAUCACAAGGAUAUGGUCAUAAAAAGAUGGGACCAAUUCCACCAAACAGUACAUUGGAGUUUGAAGUUCAACUUGUGAAACUUCAGUAAUAUACUAAAUCAACUGAGACAUGCUACUGUUAUGCAAAUCUGCUUUCCACAUGUGCAAACUCAGACCAUUUCUACAAAUUUGUAAGUUGGAGUUUUGAUGGUCUACUUACGAAACUGUAAUAAUAUACUACCAGUACCUGUAAAUCGACUGUCAAGUGAGUCAGUUGCCUACAUGUACAUUGAAUAACACUAGCAUGUGAAGGACUGAUAUACCAAAACUACCACAUCUUGAGUGAGAAUAAUUAUCCUUCUUGCUUUCAAUUCAAUAACAUUCUGCAAUAGAGAUAUCCCCUCUGAGGUGGUUAUUUCAGAAUUUUAUGAUUGAUUCUUUAUCAGUUAUCAAAUUUCACAACCCUGCUGCAGAAAGCCACCAUUUUCCUGUCAUUAUUUUAGCUCAUUUUCUUCCAUCAUAAUUUCAUUUUCAAAUAUUGUUCCUAUGCAAGACUCAUGGUUGUAAAAGGUACUUGUCAUUUAUUCUUAUAAAAAGGCAUGUAUGUGUCAGAGUUUAAUGUGAUGAACACUAGCUUUUCUUGCAUGCAUUUUAACUAUUUCUUUCUUUAAAAGAUUUUUCACUUUUGAAACUCCUAUCAUUUUAACAAUAUUUUAUAUGAAGAAAGUAACAGGUACAUUUAUUAGUUGAUGGAAAAAUGUAAUAAACAAAAGUAUAAAUUAACAAGUGUCCUCAAUUGUACUAACAAAAUUUGUUAGACUUAAUGAAGAAAACAACCUCUGAGCUUUUCCCUUUGGAUAAAGCUCAUGGUUUAGUAAUGGUAAUAGGAUUGAGUGGCAUCCAAUUUGGUCGGAGUGUAAACAAAAUUAGAUGAUUGUGCCACAGGAUUCUGAUUUGUUCAUUGUGAGUAUGAUUACAGACCAAAUUGGACAACAUAAAGACUUCUUGCCAAUUAAUCAUAAAAAUUACAAUUUCUGAGAAAAGAAGAAUAGCCAAGUGAUGAAAGAAAAGGAAAAUUACAUUUAAAGUCUGACAAAGGUGACAUAAUUUGUUUAACCUAUUGACGUCCAGUGUGCCCGUAAGUGCCCAUGUGGACCCACACUCUUUCUACACCUUGUGACGUCAUCCCUUUUAACCCUGUAGCAUGACUUUGAACACGUACUCGAACAGGUUGAAAAUAUCUUACAAACGAAACCAGAAUGAGUGAAAUUGAAUGAAGGAGAUUGGAGAAAUAGCCAAAAAACCAUGUAACUUUGACCUGAAAAUCUGC